Messenger RNA from Phyllostomus discolor (pale spear-nosed bat), 1797 nucleotides. It is a transcript of the gene IL22RA1, whose product is annotated as interleukin 22 receptor subunit alpha 1. Lineage: Eukaryota; Metazoa; Chordata; Mammalia; Chiroptera; Phyllostomidae. The record is from RefSeq and is a predicted model, not a curated record. The transcript has 7 exons. Gene Ontology annotation, molecular function: protein binding. Bases 41 to 1714 code for a protein of 557 amino acids.
UCCAGAGUGGCGGCCAAAAGAGGGCUCUGUGCCCAGCCCGAUGAAGACGCUACUGACCAUCCUGGCUGCGGGGUCCCUGGUCGCUCACAUUGCUGAGGACACCUCGGAUCUCCUUCAGCACGUGAAGUUCCAGUCCAGCAACUUUGAAAACAUCCUGACUUGGGACAGCGGACCGAGGAGCACCCCAGACACAGUCUACAGUGUGGAGUAUAAGACGUACGGGCAGAUAGCGUGGCUGGCGAAGAAAGGCUGCCAGCGAAUCACCAGGAAGUCCUGCAACCUGACCAUGGAGACAGGCAGUCUCAUGGAGCUCUACUACGCCAGGGUAACUGCCACCAGCUCGGGAGGCCAGUCAGCCACCAAGAUGACCGACCGGUUCAGCUCACUGCAACACACUACCAUCAAGCCACCCGAUGUGACCUGUAUCCCCAAGGUGAGAUCCAUUCGGAUGAUUGUUCACCCCACCUGCACGCCCCUCCACUCAGAGGACGGCCACCGGCUAACCCUGGAGGACAUCUUCCAGGACCUCUUCUAUCGCUUAGACCUCCGGGUCAACCAGACGUACCAAAUGCACCUUGAAGGAAACCAGAGGGAAUACGAGUUCCUUGGCCUGACCCCUGACUCGGAGUUCCUCGGGACCAUCACGAUUUCUGUUCCAACCUGGUCCAAAGAGAGUGCCCCCUACAUGUGCCGUGUGAAGACACUGCCAGACCUGACGUGGACCUACUCCUUCUCCGGGGCCUUCCUGUUCUCCCUGGGCUUCGUGGCCGCCGGGCUCUGCCUCCUGAGCUACAGAUACAUCACCAAGCCGCCUCGGCCCCCCAAGUCCCUGGAUGUCCAGCAUGUGCUGACCUUCCAGCCGCUGCAGUUCAUCCAGGAGCACGUCCUGAGCCCCGUCUGUGACCUCAGAGGCCCCAGCAGCCUGGCCCAGCCUGUCCAGUACUCCAGAGUCAUGGUCUCUGGACCCAGGGAGCACCCAGGAGCCCCACCGCCACUGCCCAACCCAUCUGAGAUGGCCUACCUCAGGCAGCCGGACAGCUCUGUCCUGCAGCCCUCCAGGGCGCCACCUUGCCAGGCACCCUCCCCGCUGUCCUACGCUCCGCAGGCCGCCCCCAAGGUCAGACCCCCGUCCUACACACCUCAGGCCGCCCCAGACAGCUGGCCUCCCUCCUCCUAUGGGCUGUGCAUGGAAGACUCUGGCAAAGACACCCCACCCGUGACACACUCCAGUCCCAAACACCUCAGGCCUAAGGGUCAGCUCCAGAAAGAGCCACCAGCUAGAAGCUGCACCACGGGUGACCUUUCUCUGCUGGGGGUGGCCUCCUUGGCUGCGGAGGAGCCCGAAGAAGCAACAUCCCUCCAGCUGCCCCUGUGUGCUGACACAGACGGCGCACCUGACAUUGACGCAUUGCACAAGGCACAGCCAGGGACGCCGGGCUACCUGAAGAGCCGGCUGCCCCUCCUCUCCUCUGUCCAGAUAGAGGGCCACCCGGUGCCCCUCCCUUUGCACACUCCAUCCCUCCCGUGUUCUCCCACGGACCUGGUGUCUAGUCCCUGGGGCCUGCUGGAAUCCCUCGUGUGUUCCAACGACGAGGACCCGGUGCCCGGGACUGAGGCCAAGAGCACAGCCCCUCGGGCCUCGGGCCCGGAGCAGCCCGCAGAGCUGGACUCUCUUUUCAGAGGCCUGGCCCUGACUGUGCAGUGGGAUUCCUGAGCGGCCAGCGGGCAGGUCUGGGCCUUCCUGCUUAUCCCCAACCCCCACUCGGCUGCGCACACAGCCCAGCCUCAGGGGGUGAC